This is a messenger RNA of Ornithodoros turicata, 336 nucleotides long. RefSeq names its product methylmalonyl-CoA epimerase, mitochondrial-like. Gene Ontology annotation, biological process: L-methylmalonyl-CoA metabolic process. Gene Ontology annotation, cellular component: mitochondrion. Gene Ontology annotation, molecular function: methylmalonyl-CoA epimerase activity. The record is from RefSeq and is a predicted model, not a curated record. NCBI's taxonomy places the organism in Eukaryota, Metazoa, Arthropoda, Arachnida, Ixodida, Argasidae. The transcript has a single exon. Bases 1 to 336 code for a protein of 111 amino acids.
AUGCUCAUCUUCCACACACAGACCAGUGAACAGGUGCCACUUCAGUCACAUGGUGUGACAACAGUGUUUGUGGAGGCAGGAAACACAAAGUUUGAGCUAUUACGUCCACUUGGAGAGAAGAGUCCUAUUGCUAGUUACCUGGAGAAAAAUCCAGAUGGUGGCAUGCACCACAUCUGCCUGGAGGUAGAUGAUAUCUGGGCAGCCAUUGAAGACCUCAAAAAGAAGAAUGUACGAAUGUUAUCUCCAGAGCCUACUCCAGGAGCUCAUGGGAAGCUUGUUAUGUUUCUGCAUCCAAAGGACUGUGGCGGCGUCCUGAUUGAGCUUGAACAGGCCUAA